AUGAACCCAGCCUGCGAUCGAUGCCAUCGGCGGAAAUCCCGAUGCGACAAGGCUGUUCCAUCGUGCGGACCAUGCAGGAAAGCCGGAGUCGCCUGCAAAUACGUGAACCACACCCGCGACCGCCAGAAAGCGUUAGAGAGGCUGCAGCGGCGCAUUGAGCAGCUCGAGGGCGAGAAUCGCCUGUUGACACAGCAAUUGGGAAGCCAGACUACACCCGCCCAGUCCAAUAGUGCAGGGUAUCGGCCGUCGGUGCCGAUCGAGACGGAGCGGCCUGCAGAGCGCGAGGCCCUGAGCAACGAGCUCACGGAGGAGAUCUCCUUCUUAUCCAGUCGCGCUGGGGGAGAGAAUCAAUUCCUGGGGUCGACGAGUGGAGUGCUCCUGGCGAGCCUGGUCGACGCCACUGUACAUGCACCCUCGCAUGGCCCGAGAGUCGAGAGCAGGCCUGUCGCCAGCCCGUUGAAUGGGAUAACGCCUUCAAGUUCUGCAGUGGAUGUAUCGCCGGUUCCAGAUGAGCGAGUUGCCCGAGCACUACACCAUGCGUACUUUGAGCAUGACCAUGUAUCGUAUCCAUUCCUGCAUCGUGCCACCGCGUUGGCGAACCUGGACAAGGCGUACCAGGAUGAGUCGUUUCUCAGUCAAGAUGCUUUCUCGUACUAUUCAUUUAACAUGAUACUCGCCAUUGCGACGGCGAGUGUAUAUAAAUUCGACCGCGAGUCGCUGCCUGACGCAGAGACGUAUCAUCUACGUGCAGCAGAGCGGUUAAACGAGGUUCUGCAGCGAGGCGAUACACAGGCUUUGCAGGCGAUGCUGUUACUGUGUCAAUAUCGCAUGGUCAAUUCGGUACAGGAUACGUCAACCAGUAUGUGGCAUCUUGUUGGCGUUGCAGCGCGCAUGUGCUUGGAGCUUGGACUGCAUCGAGAGCAGGUCUACCAAGUACCCAAGCCAAGUGAGAUGAGCUCGAGUAUCGUUGUUGCACAUGAGAUCCGCCGGCGCUGCUUCUGGUCUGUGAUUGCGAUGGACAGGAUUGUCAGCAUCACCCUGGGAAGACCACUGGCCAUUCGGCUGCAAGAUACAGACGUCGCUCUUCCCGAUCCCUCUUUGGAUAGUCUGGUCAACGACCCCUCUGGUCUGUGUAUAACGGCCCUGUUCGUCCACAUCGUCCGGUAUCGUGUCAUCUGCGGCGACAUCAUGUCCGCCCUACACACCGGCUCAACACGCACCCAGACAGACGCAGAGUCUGCCCUACGAGCCCGCGACAAUCUCGCCAAUACCCUCGCCCAGUGGCAUUCCGAUACAGCCAAUCUAUCCCUCGAAGACGAACCAAGCUCGCAGCCCCAACACCAAUCCAGUUUCCGCACCCCCGAGUGGUACGCAAUGCUAUACUACAAUGCACUUCUCAUGCUCUAUCGACCAUCGCCCGCGUUAUCGGGUAUAUCAAUGCGCGAUCCCACCGUGCUGCAAAGUAUCUUCGUCGCUGCAAAACAGGCGAUCACUAUCUACGCCCAGCUUCACCGUUGGAAACGGAUAAAUUACACCUGGAUUACGCUUCACGCUGUAUUCAUGGCUGGACUUUCAUAUAUCUACGCUGUUGGUCGGCACUUCCGCUCGCAUAAGCGCAGGCAGGGCUCUACCACUACGCCAACAGCCUUCCUGGAAUCCGACCCCGCGAUUAUCGAUAUUGUGAAUGACUGUCGGACAUGCUCCAAUGUCCUCGUCGCUAUAUCCGAGCGCUGGAAUAUGGCGAAGAAUUGCUACGACGUGUUUAAUCGGCUCAGCGAUGCGGUUCUGCUUGAUGCUGUUGAGUAUCAUACCAAGCUAUCUAGCUCCCAAACUCCUGCCCAUGAUCCUAGUCCCCCUACUGAAGGACCAAAUAUGGACUGGGAUGGUAUAAGUGCAGGACCGUUGGCCGUCGACUCCGUCCUACGUGAUUGUCUCGACGACCUGCAGCAUUUCCAACCAUCUGCAUACGGCGACGACCCCGUCGGCCAGCUCUCCCACGACUGGAUGGGCGAGAUUGAAGGAAUGGGGUUUAAUCUAUUUCUAUAUGAUACACAUUCCCAGGUCUAA
Aspergillus puulaauensis is the source of this 2067-nucleotide messenger RNA. RefSeq lists its product as uncharacterized. The transcript is spliced from 3 exons. The record is from RefSeq and is a predicted model, not a curated record. Bases 1 to 2067 code for a protein of 688 amino acids. Gene Ontology annotation, molecular function: zinc ion binding; DNA-binding transcription factor activity, RNA polymerase II-specific; sequence-specific DNA binding. Gene Ontology annotation, biological process: positive regulation of transcription by RNA polymerase II; DNA-templated transcription. Lineage: Eukaryota; Fungi; Ascomycota; Eurotiomycetes; Eurotiales; Aspergillaceae.